This is a messenger RNA of Paramuricea clavata, 1094 nucleotides long. Lineage: Eukaryota; Metazoa; Cnidaria; Anthozoa; Malacalcyonacea; Plexauridae. The record is from the annotation of a GenBank genome assembly.
AUGAGGGAAUCGCUUGGCAAGUUAUUACCAGCUCCUUGUGUGGAUGCUGCUCGGAAAAUCAUUAGCGACGAAAAGUUGGAUACCAUAUUUGACAUGGCAGGCACGUUGCAGAUGAUUAAAAUUAAGGCCGAUAUUGACAAGAUAGUCCAGCGCACCAUAAACUGGUAUGUGUUGGGGAGAAGUCAACCAGCAUACUACAGCUUCAAGGAAGGCUUGCGAGCCUUAGGUGUACUCGAAGCCAUGUUGAAAUACCCAAAUUUGUUCAGAGAAACAUUUUGUUACAAUUCAGAACAUUUAACCGUUGGCAUGAUAAUGUCUGUUUUCAAAGUGAAGCGUGCAGAAGAAGGUUAAAUAGAAGAAAUGUUGAAAGUCUAGUCCUGUCACACUAGUAUGACUUCCUGCAAGACACCGAAGAAGACCCCACACAAAUGAACCUCUCGGAAAUUUUGUUCUUUGCAUCUGGUUGCAAAAUCUUUCCUCCCCAAGACUUACAUUGUGAAUUACAAUUUCUGCACGAAACUGAAAAAGAUGAAAAGUUAUCUAAGUUUCCUAAAGCUAACACGUGCGCGUGUAUCCUUAAUCUGCUGGUUGUUCAUGGUGAUUACGAUAGCUUCAAGAAUGCAUAGUGUUCGGCAUUAAAAAUGCUCGCGCAUUUGGCUGUGCAUGAACAAUCGUAUAUAUACAUCCAGUACUAUACCAGUAUUUGACUAUAUGGAUUGAGAAAAAAUGUUUGCAUUAGUUGAGAUUAGCAUAACAGUUGAGUUUUGUUUAGGAGAACAGUGUUUUUAUUUGUAUCAUACUGAUGCAACAACCUGUUUUAUAUCGUGUUUUAUAUAGUAAACAAAUAUGAUGAACCAGUAAAGAUGAACCAGUUUCAAUCGGCCCAUGUUCACUCUCCUCCCACAGAAGUAAUUAUACAUGCUGGUACUAACAACAUAAUCACCGACUCUACCAAAGAAUGUUUCGAUAAUAUUCAGCUUCUAAGUUCCAGAAUAAAGAGCAUGUUUAAGGAAGCUAGAAUCACGAUAUCCAGCCUUAUAACGAGAGAGGAUAUUGAUGUAACAUUAAAGACACAAGAACGAAUGAGUUAUUAA